Parasteatoda tepidariorum (common house spider) is the source of this 3174-nucleotide messenger RNA. RefSeq names its product cell division cycle 7-related protein kinase. Gene Ontology annotation, molecular function: protein serine/threonine kinase activity; ATP binding. The record is from RefSeq and is a predicted model, not a curated record. Gene Ontology annotation, biological process: protein phosphorylation; mitotic DNA damage checkpoint signaling. Lineage: Eukaryota; Metazoa; Arthropoda; Arachnida; Araneae; Theridiidae. Gene Ontology annotation, cellular component: nucleus.
UUUAGUGUUGUUAAAAACUUUUUGUUUUCAUCUAAUUUAUUACUAGUCAUUAAAAAAUAACGAUUUUUUUUUUAAAAUUUCCCAACUUUCUUCGAACGUUAGUAUUUAUUGAUAUUCCAUAAAACGUGUUAAGAAUUAUUCUGUUUGCUGAGAGUGGUAUAGCUGAACUUAUUUUAAUAUUGUGUGAACUCUGAUUGAAUAGAAUCAUCUGAUUAAUUUUCCAUGUCUAAUCCAGAUGAUGAGGAAAUUCAGAAAAUGUUGCAAUUCGUGCCACAAGUUGGGGCAAUGUUUGAAGUACAAGAAAAAGUUGGAGAAGGUACUUUUAGCAAAGUAUAUAGAGCAUUUGUCAAGAAUACAGGUGAUCAAAAGUUCGAGUAUGCCUUAAAGUACUUGGUGCCAACAAGUAAACCUUCUCGUAUUGCAACAGAAUUGCAGUGUUUAAAGGAUGUUGGGGGUACCAACAAUGUUGUUGGUAUAGUAUCAUGCUUUAUGAAUAAUGGACAUGUGGUGAUUGUUAUGCCAUAUUAUCCUCAUCAAAGAUUUUCGGAUUAUGUUCGAUUGAUGAUUCUUGAUGAUAUAAAAAGUUAUAUGAAAAAUCUUUUAAUUGCUUUGGAACAAAUACAUUCCCAUGGAAUUAUUCACCGAGACAUCAAACCAAAUAAUUUUUUGUACAAUCAAUCUCAACAGAGCUACACUCUUGUUGAUUUUGGGCUAUCUCAAAAAUGCAGUGAGCUACAUGCUAGGUAUUCCAAUCGCCAGCCUUUGUCAGACUCCAGUGGUAGACUAAAUAAAAAUAUUAAAAAGUUAGCUGAAGAUUCAGAGAAGAAAGUAAAUGAAACAGCUGCAUCAGCGGGAACAUCAAAACUUCAAACUAUUAUUAAAGAGCAAGCUAGGGGAGGAUGGAGAUCACAAAGUAAAGCAAAAGAUACUGCUAAGCAUGGAAAGGGUAAAACUAAAGAAUGUAACUGUUUUAAGAGGCCAACUGUUUGCAAAAUAUGUCUUGGAAGGGAUCAAGAAGAAGCUCCGAGGGGUGGUACUCCAGGUUUCAGAGCACCAGAAGUUCUACUGAAACAUAGCCAACAAACAACAGCUAUUGACAUGUGGUCUGCUGGUGUAAUAAUGCUAUCCAUUUUAAGUAAAAAGUAUCCUUUUUUUCGAGCUGAUGAUGAUCUUACAGCACUAGCUGAAAUUACCUUUUUAGUUGGAACAAAAGAAAUAAAAGAAGCAGCUGCUUCUAUAGGUAAAAUUUUGACUAUGAACUUGCCAGAAACUACAGAGUCAAUUUCGGAUAUUCGUAAACAAUUGGGACCAGAUCGCUACCUGCAGUCAUUAUGCUUUAUGAUUCAACGGGAUCAACCUUGUUUUGUGCAUACUCCAAAGCCUAAUGAAUCCAUUACUGACUGUUUAAUGUGUCAUAACAUUAGUAAAACAAUCCCAGAAAGUGCUUAUGAUUUAUUGGACAAAUUACUUGAUCCAAAUCCGCAUACCAGAAUAACUGCUACUGAAGCACUUGAUCACCCAUUUCUAACAAGUAGUUAACCAUAAAAUGUUAUGAUAAAUAAUUAGUUGUAUUUAUGUAUUUGUAGAAGCUACUUGUCAGACCUUAUAACAGCAGUAGAAUAUUGUUUACUGCUGUUAAUUCUUUUAAAGGCUCAAAAAAUGUAUUUCCAAUUUCUGAAUUAAAUUUAAAUAUACUGGGUCUAUUGCUGCAAAAUAUUGGUUAGCAUGAUGUUUUUUAUAAUGGGCUCUUUUCAGGCAAAAAAAUUCUUUUUUCGUGUUUACAUAAAGAGAAUCAUCUAACGUAUGUUUAUUAAUGUCUUUAAAUUAUUUUUUGUUUAAUUGAUAUUUGUUUGAUUGAACUUAGUUACCAAAAAUUAAAACAAAUUAUUUUUAAACUUUUUCCAAGCUAUUAUAAUAGUUUUGAAACAGAAGAAAAUUAAUUAAAUAAUGCAAAAAAUAUUUCAAAAUACUGUAUAGAUACGUCUUAGUUUCUUAAUAGGUAGGAAAAUUGUGUUUGUAUAAUUCUCUAUAGGAUGUAAGUAAUAUUUUUUUUUUAAAUUUUUUGUCUGAAAAAGACUUAGCUAUCCUAAACUGUAGCAAUUUUUCUAUUAACAUCUUUAGAAAAAAUAAUCCAUGUUUUUGUUUAAUGGUUUUAUUGGAGUACAGAUUUUUUAAUUCAAGUAUUAAAAGAAUUAAGAAAUUUUAUUAAAGGGUAUCUUAUUUCCAAAUUCAUGAAAAUGUGAUUUAUAUCUUUUUUAUUGCGGAACUGAACAAUAUUUCCAUACAUGGUGAAAAAAGUUGUUCAGUUAUUUGAUUUUGGAACAUAAUGUGCUAUCUUUUCAUGGUAUUUAUUUUUAUUUAUAUUAAUUUUAUAAGUCUUAAUGUUUUUAAUUCUUAUAAAUGCAUUAGUAUGAAACCUGUAAAUUAAAAUCCUUAUAAUUGUUUUUAGGAAAGUUUCUUUGUUUUGUAAUUGUACCUGCUACAGAAAUUGUUAAAUUCCUUGCAUAUAUGUUUUAAUAAUGUUUUGACAGUAAUUGUUUAUAUUUUAUAGUUUAUUCUCAGGUAAUAUCUAGUUUUGUUUAAUAACCACAACCGGGUAAUCUGUUAUUGUCUGUAUUCUUUUAAUUAAGUACAAAUGUCUUUUAAAGUCAGAACUGUUCUAUUUUGUGUGUUUUAAAUGUAGUGUUCUUAAUUAACUAGUUUGUUGUGAAUUUUGACUAAAAGGCCACUUUGAUUAUGUAAAAUAAUUCAUGUGAUUAAAAUAAUAAUAAAUCAGUACAGUUGUUUCUGAUUUAUACAAAAUAAAUGGGUUCUAGUUUUAAAUUGAUUGAUUGUUUUAUAUGAUUUGAAAGCUUGUAAUGCAAAUACAUGUUGACAUGCGUACUCUAGUUCAUGCUGUAAUAUUUACUGUAAGUAAAAAUUGUAUCACAUGAUUAAAAAAUAUGACUCUAUUAACAAAAGUAUUUACAAAUAGUCGGUUUUUUAUUGGCAGUAAUUGUUUAUAUUGCAGCCAAAAAAGUGCCCUUUCGAAACUAUUUAGAGCAGGGCUGAUAUGUUUGAAAUUACUUGACAUUUUAAGUUCUUUCACAGUAUUUUAACAACUGAUUAAAUAAAUAUAAUGUGACACUAAGACAACAAAAAAAAAUUUUUUUUUAAAUUUAAAGUCUUUUUUUU